Cryptomeria japonica (Japanese cedar) is the source of this 661-nucleotide messenger RNA. RefSeq lists its product as uncharacterized. NCBI's taxonomy places the organism in Eukaryota, Viridiplantae, Streptophyta, Pinopsida, Cupressales, Cupressaceae. The transcript has 4 exons. Bases 260 to 661 code for a protein of 133 amino acids. The record is from RefSeq and is a predicted model, not a curated record.
GGUAGAUAAUUUGUUACCGAGAAUUGAGCUUACAGCUUAGCAUAAAUAGUAACGCUAUGGAAAACAGCAGCCUUCUUAAAUUGUUGCCACCUUGAAGUUUCAAGCGCAUGGGCAACUAUUCGCCGCAUGUGGAGACCAGUGAGAUGAUUAUGUUAAAUAUAGUCGGUCUGGCUUUGAUUGAUCUUGCUGCAAUGCUAUAUGAACCAUAACACCCACUAAUGUCGUAUCCUGUUGUUGCAUAAUUUGUUUAAUACCAAAAAUGCCAACUACUAGGCGACAUAAGCGGAAUGGAGUUGUAGAGCACAAGAAACGUAUGCAAGCUGCAGUGCAGGCCAUUCUUCCUCUUGGGUUUAGCAGAGAUCUCAUUUCCAAUACUAUACAGAAUCUUCUUCAAGUAUAUGGUGGAGAGGAGGGCUGGGCAUUUAUUGAAGAAGAAUCGUACAAGGUGGUUGUUGAAAGCAUUUUCGGGAAAGAGGAGCCCUGCUCUCCCAAGUUCAUUGUGUUAGAGGAAUCCUUGGAACAAUACAAACUUGCUUCUGAACUGCAGGAAACUGAAUUACUCCUCUCCUGGCUUUCCCACUCUUUGCAGGAGAUGUCUUGGGCAGCCAUGGGUUGUACCUUUGUGUUUAUUAAUGCUUCAAAUGGAAGCCUCCGCGUUUAA